This is a messenger RNA of Durusdinium trenchii, 300 nucleotides long. NCBI's taxonomy places the organism in Eukaryota, Dinophyceae, Suessiales, Symbiodiniaceae. The record is from the annotation of a GenBank genome assembly.
GUUACAUUGGCUGACGCUGGAGGAUUGAUCUCGGGAAGCCUAUGGGGAGCUUCGACUAAGAGUGCAGGUGCGCUUCAAGCAGCGUUGGAUGCUGCGCCGUCGGGAAAAUGGCCGGCUGUCAAGGUGGAGAAGGUGAUAUUGCGUAUUGUUGGAUACCUGCAUGGAGAGGCACAUAUUCGGAAGCUGGAAGGGAGCGAUGCGACCAAGAUCACUGUGGUAUCUAAAGAGUGUGGUGAUUUGAAGAUCACGCCGCCAGAGAGCAUCGUUGUAGCCGACUUUCAAGACCUCUGGGACUGGAAG